AUGUACCACCACGGUAGUAACCAGGACGGAGAACCUUUCGUUAUUUGGUCUACAGCUUGGGACACGUUACCCCGGUUUAACUCUGGCCAUCGCCCCAUCCAGGAAUCGCCAUCGCCACCGCCAUUGAUUGGCGAUGACAUUACCUCGGACGAAGGAACGGAGACUGACCGGGUUUCGGACACUGCGCUCGACAAUGGUCAAUAUGUUAUUUACGAAACUUGCGGGGUGGCAAUCCACGACGAGGCGUGUCCUGGCGUUAGUGCUUCUACUGGGGAUGUCUUUCCGCACAUAUCCCAAGGCGGCUUGAACGAUAAAUCACGGCCUGAUGACGACCUCUCGUUUCAAGCACUGCUGGACCAGGACCGUGUUCUACGGGAUUUGACUUGGCUGGCUGCUGCUCGCUGGGACGAAUUUGAAAGGCCUCUGACUCACAUGAUCAACCGCUGGCUCGCUUUACCCCCGAAGACACUUGCGAAAGUUCUGUUCUACCACGCAACUCGAAAUUCGUCUUAUGCCGCUCCUCUCACCACCCUGAUUCUCCUGAUCUGUAAAUACGGCGCGGUCCGGCAUGGAGUAACCUAUGCGCGAGACGUGAGAGCUGCUAUUGAAAUCGUUACCGUUGAGGCAGUGGAAGAUUAUUGGCUGAACGGGAACAGAUUAACGUCCGUUGUCUACUUUCACAUGGGUCUCCAUCUGCAGCGAUACUCGGUUAACAUCUCUGCGUUCUUGGGAGCAGUUCUCGGCGGUGGCAUCGUGCCCAUGCAGCUCUUGUUCCCCGUGGUACAUAACAUUCUUCCCAGCCAACCCAGGUCCUCCAUGGCAGCAAAUGAUGCAGAGCGCGCAGAGGCCAUUUACACGCUGUUAUCUUACGUAGUCAGAAGGCUUUGCGUCAAGGAGAAGAAAAGUGGAUGCGGCAACGAACGAAUUUUGGAAAACCGCAAGUCGUUAAAGCGUGUGUCAGCAUAUCUACUUCAAGAACUAGGCUACUCCGCGAGGGGUCUGUCUUCGACCUCCGACCACCUGAACGAAAAGACUCGUAGUCGGUAUUUUGCAAGUCUUUCUGCUGUUUUCAUCAUUUCCGGUAUUUCUAAUCAGUGUCGCAGGAUAUUCUUUACAUUCUUCGCGACGCUCACUCCCGAGAUCCAUCGGUCACUUUCUCUGGCCUGA
Pleurotus ostreatus (oyster mushroom) is the source of this 1167-nucleotide messenger RNA. RefSeq lists its product as uncharacterized. Lineage: Eukaryota; Fungi; Basidiomycota; Agaricomycetes; Agaricales; Pleurotaceae. The transcript is spliced from 2 exons. Bases 1 to 1167 code for a protein of 388 amino acids. The record is from RefSeq and is a predicted model, not a curated record.